This is a messenger RNA of Kickxella alabastrina, 814 nucleotides long. RefSeq names its product P-loop containing nucleoside triphosphate hydrolase protein. Gene Ontology annotation, cellular component: nucleus; cytoplasm. Gene Ontology annotation, molecular function: ATP binding; AMP kinase activity; ATP hydrolysis activity. Bases 75 to 632 code for a protein of 185 amino acids. Lineage: Eukaryota; Fungi; Kickxellomycota; Kickxellomycetes; Kickxellales; Kickxellaceae. The record is from RefSeq and is a predicted model, not a curated record. The transcript has a single exon.
UUUGUUUCCUUCAAACUCAAUUGAAUUCACACCCCUUUUUUUAGCUAUCUGUAAAUACUACUUGCAAAAUAAAAAUGAACAGCAACGUCAUACCGACCAGCCCUCCCCGCAGAAGCCCAAACAUCCUGAUAACCGGGACACCGGGCACGGGAAAGACAACGACCUCCGAGAUGGUAGCGCUGGCAGCGGGACUCGAAAAGGUAACUGUCGGAGACCUUGUCAAGGAGCGCAACCUACACGACGGAUACAACGAAGACUUUGACACAUACUGGCUGAACGAAGACAAGGUGGUUGACGAGAUGGAGAGCAUGAUGGCUGCAGGCGGCAUAUGCGUUGACUUCCACACAUGCGGGUUCUUCCCCGAGAGGUGGUUUGAUCUCGUCGUUGUACUGAGAGCAGAUACCAAGAACGUGUACGACCGGCUGGAGGGCCGUGGAUACAAGGCUAAUAAGAUCAAUGAGAAUGUUGAAAGCGAGAUCAUGCGGGUCGUUUUGGACGAGGCCUUGGAGUCGUACCAAGAGGAUGUUGUGCUAGUGCUGGACAGCAACACAGUGGAUGAUAUGGAGACGAAUGUCGAAAAGAUUGCUGUACUUGUGGAGCGGUUCCGGGAGGAGCACCAGCACAUCCAGUAAAUUCAAUUUUGAUCAGAUUUUUGCUGAACUGCGACAUGCGCGUUUAGAAGCUCAAUACAUACAAGAUGGAAAUUUUACGGUAAAUAUCAGAUAUUUAAAUCUCUACUCGAGAAAUAAACAAACGAAUGUGUUUUUUCUGGAACCAAAUGGGAUUUUAGGUUGUCAUUUUAGAAUGGUUGAAU